AUGUCCAAAAAGCUAAAGACUGAUACCAACAGUGGACAAAAACCUCCAUAUGAACGUAGAAUCUAUAUCUACCUACCAAAGGAGGAUGAACACAAAGACCAUAUCACUGGCGAGGUUUGUUAAGCACCCGUCCGAUGAAUGGUCUUACAAGUAAACCUAAGAUCAUUUUUAUAAAUUUUUCUGCACUGAUAAAUGAGACAAUGGUGAAUUUUAAGCUUGGAAAUAAAACUGCUGAACCUAGCAGUAUGCAUGCAGGAUGCAUGUUAAAUGGGCUGGCUCUCCGGGAGUUCUUGUAGCUCACUGGAAAGAGUUUCUGCCCGACGUUUGGGAUGUCAUGGGUCAAUUUCUGUCAGGGACUCAGCUUUGUUUCUUUGCUUCAUGCUUGUGUCAUGUUGAUGCUAUCAUCCUUUUCACAUUUUUCUGUACUGUCACUUACUUUCUUAAUCUACCGUUUUGUCUAUUAAACUGUAUUUUGAUUUUAAGACAGGAUCAACAAAAUAAACAAGUUCAUUCUGAUUAAUUUGUGCCCAUAAUUUAAAAGGAAAGUCAGGUCAUCAUGCAAAGUGUAAUAAGUCGAUACCAGAAAUUGUAAUCUAAAGUACCCAUGUCAGUAGCAAUAUACCUCUAAUCGGAUGCCACUGACAUCCUGAGUAGAAUAGUUAUUACUCUACUCAGGCUCAGUGACAACUAUUCCACAAUAUUGGCUUAACCUCGUGCGGAUCAUCGACCAUUCAGUAUUAUUAUUAAUUAUACAUAUUAAAUUAUAUAUUUGUAUAGUUAUUAACAUAAUUUUUUUCCUUCUUUUUCAACAAAUAAGGUUGGUGGUCUUCUGCAACCAAUUGACAAACGGCUUGUAGACAAGAUUGAAGAGCUUGUUGGUGAAGGUGUUAAAACUGUUGAUGAAAUGAAAAGACACCUUAAACAGUUUGUGAAAUGUGAACUUUUUCCAGGGCAGACUCCACCUCCUAUUACAAACAGGCGCUUCUAUCCCACAGAUGUGGAUGUCAGGAACCACAUGUAUCGGGCAUCGGUAAAAAAAUUGCUGUCCAAAGUGGAUCAGGAAAACCUGCAAAGGAAAAUAGAAAAUUGGCGUGAGGAGCAUCCUGAGGACUCGUUCUAUUUUCGACCCAGUGCUCUGUCUACCUCAGCUACUGCCGAAACAGGAAGUGAAACAGAUGAGACUUGUGAGCAGACUGAAGAACUCCUCUUUGCACAUCAAACAGCCUGGCAGAAACAUCUUAUGAAUCUUUAUGGAAAUAUCCCUCCUUGA
This is a messenger RNA of Pocillopora meandrina, 1270 nucleotides long. Lineage: Eukaryota; Metazoa; Cnidaria; Anthozoa; Scleractinia; Pocilloporidae. The record is from the annotation of a GenBank genome assembly.